UUAGGCAAUAGGCAAUAGGCACGUCUACUUGUCUUUCAAUAGAACUAGAAAUAGUAGAAGUCUGGAAGAAGAGAUAAGAAAGGUACAGUCAAAAGAAAAGAAAAUCCAUUUUUAAGUUUUGCCAAUUUUCAGUCUCAGAGUUUCUCUUUGAAGGGCUAUUUAGUCUUUCUAUUCUGGAAUUCGAUUCUCACUGCUGAAAUUGCUUUCCCUGGAAAAUCCUACUUCAAGAUCUGAUUGACUCGUUGGCUUCUUGAUUUACUGUAUGCAUGGGAGCAGUGGUUGUCUUGGAUGCUACAAGAAGCCCACAUUAAUUACCUCAAUAGAUGAGCCAUCAAAAAAAAUUCGAGGUCAGGCAGUGAAGAAACCUAGUAUAUCAGAGGAUUUCUGGACUACCAGCACUUGUGACAUGGAUAACAGUGCAGUUCAGUCUCAGGGAAGUAUGUCAUCUAUCAGCACAGUCAACCAGACCCUUGAUCCACAUGGUGGCUCUAGUAGCACUAUUGCACCUUCUGAAUUUGUAAACCAUGGUCUUCUUCUCUGGAAUCAAACAAGACAACGAUGGGUAGGAGAUAAAAGGUCUGUCAACCGUGCACAGCAAUCUUGGGACCCCAAACUAAACACUCAUUGUCUCUCCAUGGUUAAAAACUUCUGGCUUUGCUGCAGUUGGAAUGCAACAUACGACAGUUUACUUGGGAGCAACAAACCAUUCCCUCAGCCUAUUCCUCUCUCUGAAAUGGUAGAUUUUCUAGUGGACAUAUGGGAGCAGGAGGGCAUGUAUGAUUGAACAGCAGAAAUACAAGACAAUUGAAAGGGUUGAUUAGAAUGGAAAAAACAUUCAGAUAAAGAUGCUGUUGAACAAACCGUGGUGUGUAUAUUAAAUGUAACAUUAUUUAUGAUAUGCCCACCUCGGCUUUUGUUUUCCCCUCUGCAUGCCAUUUUUAGACUGUGUUUUUUCUAUUGCACUCAGAAACAAAUUAAAAACUCUGGCUCCUCUGUUUUCUCAUA
Molecule: messenger RNA, 1005 nt
Organism: Jatropha curcas
Lineage: Eukaryota; Viridiplantae; Streptophyta; Magnoliopsida; Malpighiales; Euphorbiaceae
Source: RefSeq, a predicted model, not a curated record